UGCUCUGUCUCGUCUUCUAAGAUAAUAAGACCACGAGCUUAUUUGGAGCCAGCAACAAAUUCCUUGAAAUUGCAAGUAGAUUUGUUAACCAAUCAUUAAAGACUACGACUACUAAUGUUAAAGACAACCUAACUUCGAUGAUUUCAUAGUGACUUCCCGUUUUAAAAACACUGACAGGGUUCAAGCAUAUCCUGCCAAUAAUUGGAACUCUUGUUCUAUCCAACCACCAGGAAUCCCCUCUAAACAUCAAAAACCAGAGGUCCAUUUGUUCUUGAGAUUGAUGUUGAUGGCUAACCUUGUUCAAGAUGUUGUCCUCCAUAUCCUCUUACGACUACCUGUAAAAUCUCUUUGUCGAUUCAAGGUCGUAUGCAAAUCCUGGUGGUUACUUAUUUCUGACCCGCAUUUUAUUAGUAUGCACCUUAGUCUAGCAACUAAAAACAAUUGUAUUAACUGCCAUAGAUGGAGACUUUGUCUCACAUCUUUCUCUCUUCCGUCUGUUUACUCAGUAGGGUAUGAAGCAUCUGAUAGAGCAAUAGCAAUAAAGCUUGGUUAUCCUCUGAAAAGUGAUUGUUAUGAUGAGGUCAAAUUCAUUGGUUCCUGUAAUGGUUUAUUAUGUGUUGCUUCUGAACCAGGAGUCUUAUUGUUGCUCAACCCUUCUACCAGAGCAGCUCAGGAAAUACCAAGACUAGGCAACCGUCGCCCCUUUACCCAAUCAUCACUGCCCUACAUGUAUGGAUUUGGCUACGCCCACUCCAUAAAUGAUUAUAAGCUAGUAAAAAUCUCUUGUAGAGGCUGUGUCUUUGUCUAUUCAGUGAAAGAAAAUAGCUGGAGGAGCGUUGGAGGCUUUCCUUAUAGUAUCCUUGCACUUGAUCCAGGGAUUCAGCUCAAUGGAGCUAUCCAUUGGGUAGUAAGUCGCAGUAAGGAUUCAACGAAGUCGCAAAUAAUUGGUGCUUUUGAUUUGGUGGAGGAGAAGUUCUGGGAUGUGCCUCCACCUGUUUCUGUCCACAAUUUUUAUGGGAUAGGAGUUUUUGGAGAAUGUCUAUGUAUACUGCCUGGCAGUGAUGUAACUUCCCACAAUGACUUUUGGGUUAUGAAGAGAUACGGCAUCAGAGAUUCCUGGACUAAAGUUGUGAUUAACAUUUCAUAUUUUAGAAUGAAACCAUUGGGUGUUUUUGACAAUCAUAAAGCUCUGCUAGAGAUUGAUGGAAAGUUAGUUCUGUACAGUUUUAGAGAAGGAACUUAUCAGGAUCUUGUUAUUCAAGGAAUUCCAGUUGGAAUUGAGUUUGACGUAGAGACAUACGCAGAGAGCCUUGUUUCACCGCAUCUAAGAUUGGAAUUUAGAGCAGAUAACUGGUGCAGAUGAAAUUCUCAUGAAUGGUUAAAGGAAGCAAAUGUAUUUGGUCAAUCUUCUUCAGCUCUAUUUCUAGUUUCUUGUAUUUCAAGACUUUUUUGUUCCGUUGCUGUUUCCCAGACAGGUAUUUAGAAAAUAAGGUAUAGAGAGUUGAAAAUUGUUCAGGUUUUUAUUUCCAGUUACAAUUCUUUGGUCUAAGUAAGUCUCUUUGCUUUCAUGUUUCUUGAC
This is a messenger RNA of Ricinus communis (castor bean), 1579 nucleotides long. Its product is annotated as F-box/kelch-repeat protein At3g06240. The transcript has a single exon. Gene Ontology annotation, molecular function: protein binding. The record is from RefSeq and is a predicted model, not a curated record. Lineage: Eukaryota; Viridiplantae; Streptophyta; Magnoliopsida; Malpighiales; Euphorbiaceae. The coding region runs from base 281 to 1363 and encodes 360 amino acids.